Molecule: messenger RNA, 2736 nt
Organism: Nannochloropsis gaditana CCMP526
Product: potassium channel modulatory factor 1
Exons: 2
Coding region: 1-2736 (911 amino acids)
Molecular function (GO): protein binding; zinc ion binding
Source: RefSeq, a predicted model, not a curated record
AUGCCAUACAACGGAGACUGGAAAGCUUUGUUUCAAGACCGGAAUCGGCGCAAUCGGUCCGCUGUGUUUGAAUGGACGGUCACGGACUUCCUCUCCAACCCUGAGCGGAGAUAUUCCCCUUCCUUCCGCGUCGAGGACUACACCUUCAAAGUGAUCGUCGACCCUGUUGGGAACCCGAACGUUUAUUUUCUCGAGCCUGGUGUGUCAGUCUACCUGGCUUGUUCACCGGCAGCUCCUCUUCCGCCGUCCACCGCUGCGACUGCCGCACUGGCUGCCUCCGUAGCCGCCGGCCUACCCAUCCCUCCCGUCGCCGAGGCUCUGGUUCAAAACCCCGGCUUUUCGGAAGCCGUAGCCGCGGCUACGGCUGCUGCCGCGACAGGGAUGCCCACGGGCCUGAAUCCGAACCAUCACAUGGAGGCGGCUGCGAUGGCGGCGCUGAGUGGCUAUGGUCAUGGGGGGGGGAUUGGGUCUCCUCCGGGGGACUGGGAGUGUUGCUGUGCCUUUUCUCUCACUGCUUGCAACCAGCAACGCAAAGGUCGGAACGUGACCUGGCAUUCCUCCAUGCUUAACGAUCGUUUCCACAAGAACCGGAAGAAUUGGGGAGUCCAUUCCCUCUUGCCGGUGACUAAACUUAAAGACCCAGCCUCCGGAUUCGUGGUGGACGACGCACUCAAGCUCAAGGUCCGCCUCCGCCUCUUGUACCUGACCGUAAAAGUGGUGCGGAACGCCCACCUGGCCGCCCACGAAGGCUUUGGGAUCAUGGACACGGGGGCUGAGGCCCCGGCCGGGGCGGACGACAGCCUCACGUACGAGCUUUUCCAUUGCACGACCUUGACGGCCUUCAAGGAGAUGUUGGCACGUGACUUGGGCAUGCCUUCCCCGGAGCAUUUCCGGCUCUGGGUCUUUACCCAGCCAUGGCCUGACACCAUCCUGUGCCCGCGGGAGAUUCUGACGAACGCAGGGGGCAGCAGCAACAGCAGUAGCAGCAACGGGCAACCAACCCCAACGACCGCGCCCCCGGUGGCACAAAACCAAAACCCCCACCAGCUCAACCCCAACGCCGCGGUGACUCCUCCGCAGCACACGCCGUUAGCUCCCUUGGCACCCGUCCCUCCCACGGUGCCCGCCCCUCCAGCCGCCCCCCUGGCCGACGAAGAUGCUUCCGCUGUCACCCUCUUCUCCCUCCUUCAACUGCACAUGGACGGUCUCGGCGUCGCCAGGGUCUGGGCGGAAUGCGCGGAGGAUGGAGGCUUUGCCUCCACACCAGCCUGGACCAGUGGCACGGCGGCCGUGGAGGAGAUGGAUGAGGAAGAGAGGGACGCGCCAGAGCUCUCCGUCCUGAUGGCCACCAGCCAAGAUGAAGGGCAAGGCAGCCAGCCGGACAAGGGAGAGAACUCGAGAGGGGAAGCUGACGGAUGCCUACCCGAUAUACCAGGACUGCACCAGUGUCAGGCCCAUCAAACGCUCUCACCUGUGGCGUUGAUGCCGGACUCGCGUGACCUGUGCCACCAAUCCCAUGCGGCCCAAUCAGCGGCCGCCGCUACGGAGGAUCCGGCCGCCCUGGCUGUCGUUCCCCCUUGCCCCAUGCCCUCCCCCGAUAUGCACGUGCUGGUCUUCCUCAAGUGGAUGAACCCUGUCUCGGGUCGAAUCGCCUACCUCUCCCACGCGGUGGUGACGCACCGCACCCUCCUGCGGCACAUGUUCGUCCUGGUCGGGGGUCUUGUGCACAGGCCUCCAGAGACCUUGGGCGCCCACAUGGAAACCACGCCUGCCACGUGGCAACGCUGUGGCCAAGGAAUGCACCGGAUGAUUGCCUGUCCCCUUCCCGCGCAACAUCUGCGGGGGGUGGCCCGUCCUCGGGAUAACAAUAGGGAACGGCCUGAGGAACAGGCGACUCUGCGGGACAUCGGGGUCGAGAAUGGACAAAUUUUGACCUUUUAUGUGGAGGGCAUGGAAGCUGUUGUGGAAGGAACCUACCGCGGGUACCUGGAGGAGCUCUUUCACGAGGCCUGCGUCAUGUACUACGGCCAAGACAGCCUACAAGCCGCGGAGCGAGCGCGCUCCUUGAUGUGUAUGGACGUGGAGGAUGAGAUGGUCGAGGAGGACUGUUCCCAGCAGUACGUGGGAAAAAGCAGCAGUGCCGGCGAUCAAAAAAACGAACGGAUGGGAAAGACGGGUCCAUCUCGGGGAAAUACCAAGAAGGGGGUGACUGCCGCGGGAGCAACCACGGAAGACCGAGAAGGCACGGCGGGGGCCCUUGCCUGUUUCCUUGCCCCGCCCGCCUUGGCCAACGCCGCUUUAUUUUCCUCCCGCCCUCGCGUCCGCCCACGUCGAGCGUCUCCAAAGUACAGCACCUUGAAAUUGGAGCAGGUCGUGAACCUGUUUGAACGCUUUGGCUACCAAUCGUUCCGCGUCCGCAACGUCUAUUACCAACACAAGCACAUGAAUGCCAGACAAACGAUGGACUACGUGAUCCAAGGCCGGCACUUGGGCUUCUGUUGCGACCGUUGUGGGGCGACGGACUUCACAGGGCCUAGAUACAAAUGCUGCAUGUGCUAUGACUACGAUUUGUGUGGGAGCUGUCAAGAGCAUCCGCAAGCGGCCGCACACAGGUACAAGUAUGAGCAUCGCGGAUGGCGCCGUGAAAACCAGUUCAGCGAGCACUCCAAGAACCACAGGAUGCAAAUGAUUCUCCCCGUCCCCUACAAUCUGCGAAGCUUGUCGUUGCAGAGGUAG